This is a messenger RNA of Emys orbicularis (European pond turtle), 3084 nucleotides long. It is a transcript of the gene SEC16B, whose product is annotated as SEC16 homolog B, endoplasmic reticulum export factor. The record is from RefSeq and is a predicted model, not a curated record. Gene Ontology annotation, cellular component: ER to Golgi transport vesicle membrane; endoplasmic reticulum exit site. Bases 1 to 3084 code for a protein of 1027 amino acids. Lineage: Eukaryota; Metazoa; Chordata; Testudines; Emydidae. Gene Ontology annotation, biological process: autophagy; Golgi organization; COPII vesicle coat assembly. The transcript has 25 exons.
AUGGCGAGAGGUAUUACCACCACCAACAGGACCUCAGAACAGGGCCUCAACUGUGGCCAGACCCAUGGAUGGAGUACCACCACCCCAGCUAUCCUGGCAGGCCAGAGGACCAGAUCAGACCAGACUCCAGAGCAGAGUAUUAUGAAAGCAGUUAUCUCACUAGACCAUAUUCAAGGCAAGGCUAUGAGGACCUCUACUGGAGCUACCCAUCGCCAAGCUCUGGGGAAGACUACGCUUACAGAGGUUAUCACAGACCCUCCCAAGUACUGCAGCAUGAGAGAGUGUGCAGAUCCAAGGCACGAAGAUCUUUAUGGCAGGCACAUGAAUUACUGGGAUCAGAACUACUACAGAGACUCCCAUCAUGACCAGGAUACCAGCCCAUUUGGGCAGAACGAUGUGGCACAAUACCGCUCAAAGAGCUACAGCUCCUAUGAGGAGAGGUACAUCUCUACUCCCAGGCAGGAACAGAUUGGGGAGGAAUCCCGGGGGAACUGCGUGGAGGAUGCCAGCUUCCAGCCAUAUGAGCUCCCCGCCCCACGUGAGCUCAGCCGGCUCAUGCAGUACAAGGAAUCUGGCCUCAGCUCCAGCAGCUAUGAACUCAGUCAGUACAUGCGCGACUCUCCCAGUCAGUACGACCCAGAUCCUUCAGAGACCUGGAGUCCAGUUCAAACAGAGGAAGUCUUGCUGUCCACUCCGCACCACGUGGCACCCCAGAAGUAUUCCCUCCCUCACGUGCCAGUGUGCUUUGGAGCAGGAGGCCAGCUGGUCCGAGUGUGCCCUAACUCCCCGGCUGAUGGGCAGCCCGCCCUCAUCGAAAUGCACAGCCUGGAGGUAAUCCUUCAUGACACCAAAGAGCAGGAGGAGAUGCGAGCCUUCCCAGGGCCUCUGGUCAGGGAGGAUUUGCACAAGGUGGAUGUGAUGACAUUUUGCCAGCGCAAAGCAGCCAUGAGCUGUGAUUUGGAGACUGAGAGAGGCAGAGACUCAGCCCUGCUCUGGAAACUCUUGGUCCUCCUUUGCCGGCAGAAUGGGUCCAUGGUGGGCUCAGACACAGCUGAGCUGCUGAUGCAAGACUGCAAGCGCCUGGAGAAGUAUAAAAGGCAAGACCCAGUGGCCAAUCUGAUCAACCUGACCAAUGAAGAGUGGCCAGUGCAGGGCUCCGGGACACCAGACCUCCUCACUGGGGAGAUCCCACCCAGCAUGGAGACACCAGAGCAGAGAGUGGAGAAAUUCACCAAGCUCCUCUUCUAUGGCAGAAAGAAAGAAGCCCUGGACUGGGCCAUGAGAAGCCAGCUGUGGGGUCAUGCCCUAUUCCUGUCAAGCAAGAUGGACCUGAGGACCUACAGCUGGGUUCUGUCUGGGUUCACCAGCACGCUGGCCCUCAACGACCCACUGCAGACUCUCUUCCAGCUCAUGUCCGGAAGGAUACCUCAGGCAGCUCUGUGCUGUGGGGAUGGCAGGUGGGGAGACUGGAGACCACACCUGGCAGUGAUGCUGUCCAACCAGGUUGGGGACACUGAGCUGAACCACCGGGCCAUCGUCGCCAUGGGAGACACCUUGGCUGGGAGAGGGUUAAUAGAAGCUGCUCACUUCUGCUAUCUAAUGGCGAAUGUCCCUUUUGGUCACUACGGGAUUAAGACAGACCACAUUGUCUUGCUGGGCAGUGACCCCAGUCAGACAUUUGUACAGUUUGCCAGGACGGAAUCUAUCCUAAGGACUGAAAUCUUUGAGUAUUGUCAGAUGCUGGGACGUCCCAAAUCCUUCAUCCUCUCCUUCCAGGUGUAUAAACUCCUUUACGCUGCACGCCUGGCGGACUAUGGUCUCACCUCCCAGGCCUUGCAUUACUGCGAAGGGAUUGGCACAGCUCUGCUAGACCAGACCCAGGCCAGCCAUCCGGUGCUGUUAGAACAGGUUAUCAAGCUUGCAGAGCAGCUGAAGCUCUCUGACCCAUUGCUACUGGAAAGACCUGAGCAGGAACAGAACCUGGAACCCGACUGGCUCGUCCAGCUCCGAGCCCGAGGCCAACAAUGGGAGAAGGAAGGAGACCUCCCCGACUUGGCAUCCACUCAGCCAGAGCUCUCUAGAGCCAGCGGAUCCACAGCAGACAGAGAUCUCCAUCAUGAGUUUGCACAAAACCCAGGCUACCAGCACAACCUAGAGCUGCAGCAGUAUAACCCCCCUGCUCCUGAGAGGACAGGCCAGUACCAGCCAGGUCUACAGGAGAACGUGUCCUUCCCGCCUGGUGCAUAUUCCAGGGUGGAGGGGUCAGAGCAGGCCAUAGCUUCUGUGCCACCUGAUGCCAUGCAAGAGAAUCGUCCCACAGAGGUCAGCUUUGGGGCAAACCUCUCUCUAGGAGGAAUUUCAAAUGACCAUUCCCCACAGGUCUACCAGCCACCAGGGAGUGCUGUGAGGUUUCAAGGAUGCUCCCGGCCCUUUGGGGUUCAGAAGAACAUUCUGGAACAGCAGAGCGUGUUGAAUGCCAGGGCCCGAACCGUCUCAGAGAGCUCCACCAUCUCCAUGGAGGAGGACGCCUUGCGACCCCCAGAAGGCAUAGGCGAGGGAGUUGCUGUAGAGCGGCCGUCGACGGAGGGGGCAGAGCGAGAGGAGGCAAAGGGCUCAGGGUUUGGCUGGUUCAGCUGGUUUCGAUCAAAGCCCUCCAAGGAGGUGACGCCUUCCAGAGAUGUGUCUGGCCCUGCCCCAGUCUCUGCUGCACUGGGGUCCCAGGAGAAGGAUGCACCAGCCCCACUUCCCUCUCCCCCUCCUCCAGCCACUGGAGCAAGCUCUUCAUCAUCUCACCCUCCUCGCCUGCUUCCGGUUUCCCCCAGCCCUCUCUCCAGAAGCUCAGCUAUGAAUGAAGCUAAAGGCUUGCAGGGCCCCGAUGGCAGGGAAUCAGCAGCCUUUCCUGGGGCUGGAGGCCAGGAUGACUCACAUGGCCCUCUCUCUGGUCCUGGUGGUCUCCUUGCCCCUAGUAGAGGGCAGGUCCCACUCUUCAAUCCUGCUCAGGUUCCUCAGCUCUCCACUGCUGCCUCCCUUGGACUUGGCCAACCCAAGCGGCUCUCACAGCGGCGCUACCCAGCCCAGCCAUGA